CUGAGGGGCAACAUUUCACUAUACGUGUAUAGGAAGAAGCUAUGGCAAACAUCAGAGGUUUGAUUAUGGAUGUGAAUCUGAGAAGUCGGGAAAACAACUUGGCUCACCGCACCAGGGAGAUCGAUAGGGAGCGCCUGAUUGUCCGCAGGGGUCAACCGUUCUCCAUAACUGUGCAGUGCUCUGAGACUCUGCCUCUUAAACACCACCUGGAACUGGUCCUGCACAUUGGUAAGAAAGACGAGGUGGUGAUCAAAGUUCAGAAGGAGCGUGGGGCCGGAGACAAGUGGUGGUUCAACCAGCAAGGAGCGCAGGAUGAAAUGCUGCUGACUCUGCACAGUCCACCGGACGCUAUCAUUGGCCACUACCGUCUGGCUGUGUUGAUGAUGUCACCUGAUGGACGCAUUUUAGAGAAGACCGACAAAAUGAAGUUCCACCUGCUCUUCAACCCGUGGUGCAAAGAUGACGUGGUGUACCUCCCUGAUGAGAGUCUGCUCCAGGAGUAUGUUAUGAAUGAAGAUGGAGUCAUUUACACGGGGUCCUGGGAUAGCAUAACGAGUAUUUUCUGGAGUUAUGGACAGUUUGAGGACUAUGUGAUGGACAUCUGUUUUGAAGUCUUGGACAACUCCAAGGAUGCCCUGAAAAACUCAGAGAUGGACAUCAAGCUCAGAUCUGACCCUGUCUAUGUCAGCAGGAUAAUCACUGCGAUGGUGAACUCUAACGGUGACCGGGGUGUGUUGACCGGUCGCUGGGUGGAGCCGUACUCUGGUGGAGUCCCACCGUACAAAUGGAACGGCAGCGUGCCGAUCCUCCAACAGUGGAGCAAGGCCGGGGUGAGGGCGGUCAAAUACGGCCAGUGCUGGGUGUUUGCUGCCGUAGCCUGCACAGUGCUGCGCUGUCUGGGAAUCCCAACACGCCUCAUAACCAACUUCGCUUCAGCCCAUGACGUCGAUGGAAACCUCUCUAUCGACAUCCUGCUAAAUGAAAGACUGGAGAGAAUUGACGAAAGAAACAAGGCAGACAGUAGCUGGAACUUCCACUGCUGGGUCGAGUCCUGGAUGAGAAGAGGUGAUCUUCCCAAAGGAAAUGACGGCUGGCAGGUUUUGGACCCGACCCCUCAAGAACUGAGUGUUGGUGAGUUUUGCUGCGGUCCGUGUCCAGUGACGGCUAUCAAGGAGGGAAAUCUGGGAGUAAAGUACGAUGCUCCGUUUGUUUUCGCCGAGGUGAACGCUGACAUCGUCCAAUGGAUCAUCCAACGCGAUGGCCGACGACGGAAGAUCAAAGUGGACCAGGUGAGUGUGGGGAGGAAUAUCAGCACCAAAAGUGUUUACGGCAACCAGAGAGAAGAUGUCACUCUACAGUACAAAUAUCCUGAAGGCUCCAGGAAGGAGAGAGAGGUGUAUGAGAAGGCGGGACGCCGGGUCACGGAGCCGACCAAUGAGAGCGCAGAACCAGGACAACUGAAGCUGUCAAUCAAGCAUGCUAAGCCUGUAUUUGGCACAGACUUUGAUGUGAUUGUUGAGGUGAAGAAUGAAGGAGGCAGAGAGGCUCAUGGUCAGCUGACCGUGCUGAUCACCGCUGUAACUUACAACUCUAUCCACCGAGGGGAGUGCAAGAGACAAACAGUCAGUGUGACAGUGCCAGCUUACCAAGCCCACAAGGAAGUGCUGCGUCUGCACUAUGACGACUAUGCCAAGUGUGUCUCUGAACACAAUCUGAUCAGGGUGAAAGCCCUCUUAGAGGCUCUGGGAGAGAGCGAGCCCAUCAUGACCGUGGCCAACAUCCCACUGAGCAUGCCUGAACUCCUCGUACAGAUGCCUGGGAAGGCUGUUGAACAGGAACAAGUAACAGCCUUCAUCUCCUUCACCAAUCCUCUACCAGUUCAUCUGAAGGGUGGUGUGUUCACUAUGGAAGGGGCCGGCCUACUGUCGCUCACUGAGAUCCCUGUUAAUGGUAAUAUAUUUCCCGGCCAGAAGGUGUCUGUCAGGCUCUCGUUCUCACCCAUGCGGUCGGGGGUCAAGAAGCUCCUUGUGGACUUUGACUCUGACAGACUGAAGGACGUGAAGGGAGUCGCCACUGUGGUUGUCCACAAGAAAUACCGCCCUGUAUACACUGGACGUUAUUGAGAACCUUUGAGCUGACUGGGACACGACUCCGCGGUGGGUUGGUUGAUGCUGGAGGCCCCGCGGUCAUUUCAUCUGAUUUUGCCGGAUUCCAACUCUGUGGCACAGAUGACGAGUAUUAAGAAUAACUAUAUAGAAAUAGACAUCUUCUCGCUGACGGUCCCAUUUAAUUAUGUAAGUCAUCAGUAUUAAAUUGAGACAGUUUGAGAUGUGUCCUCCAAGAUGACUGUGACCUUAUCCACUUAGAAAUACUGGAUACAGUGUUUAAGCCCCUAUGUGUCAGAUUAGAACAUUUCUGACUUUGUAUUAUGCCUGGCACUACAUGGAAAUGCACAGAGGUGACGCCUCUAGAAAUAAUGUAAAUACAGAAUAAUUUGCUUUGUGUUUAUGUUCCUCCUCUGUACCACUUCAUUUAUUUAUUUCUUACUUGACUGAAUUGCCAAGUUUCCUUCCAUCUUUGUUUUUUUCUCCUGAUCAGCUUUACAGCUGAUUUUUGGUCCCCGAUAAUGAAAUGACAACCAUCAGGGCCUUCAGUGGUUAAAAACAUUGUGCUAAAUGCGUUCUUUUGCACACUUGUUGAAAAGUGUCUGACUUCACAAAAAUGUAUGUUUCAUGUCUUGCUUCUUAGGUCCCUUAUUGCAUUGUUUUUUAAUUUUAAUUUAAUUUAAAUCAAAAUAUGAUUGGAAGAAACCAAUCAUUUCAUAU
Anarrhichthys ocellatus (wolf-eel) is the source of this 2825-nucleotide messenger RNA. Its product is annotated as protein-glutamine gamma-glutamyltransferase 2-like. Gene Ontology annotation, molecular function: protein-glutamine gamma-glutamyltransferase activity. Gene Ontology annotation, biological process: peptide cross-linking. The record is from RefSeq and is a predicted model, not a curated record. Bases 42 to 2123 code for a protein of 693 amino acids. NCBI's taxonomy places the organism in Eukaryota, Metazoa, Chordata, Actinopteri, Perciformes, Anarhichadidae. Gene Ontology annotation, cellular component: mitochondrion. The transcript is spliced from 15 exons.